Messenger RNA from Phytophthora nicotianae INRA-310, 1394 nucleotides. RefSeq lists its product as hypothetical. Bases 424 to 1272 code for a protein of 282 amino acids. Lineage: Eukaryota; Oomycota; Peronosporomycetes; Peronosporales; Peronosporaceae. The transcript has a single exon. The record is from RefSeq and is a predicted model, not a curated record.
CCUUUCUUCACGUUUUUGCUUUCAAGAUUCGCUCCGAUUUUGGCCACCAACAUGACGACUUGUUUACGCCGCAAGGAUGCGUUCGCAUGCAUUUUCCACCGUCCUCGUCAUGGAGUGAACGCUGUACGCAUUGUGCCUGAUCUCCUUCGCCUGCGCCCCCGGUCCGGCCGCUCAGUACGCGCCGAACUUGAAUUCUUUGUUACACCCCGAUGCUGGAAGAACUAGCUUUGGCCAUGCUGACAGCACGGUGCUGCAUCUGCAGACAGGCCUCAACUCAGCACGAGACCAUCGAUGUGUCCAAUUUGAAAACCGUCGCAGAUUAUGACCGUUGCCUGGACGGCACCUUGAAUCGUGCAUCAUCACGAAUCUUCCACCCUGCUUUGCUGCUUGUCACAAUAGAAUUUGCUGUGCGCUGCGAACGCGAUGCAGCUCCAGCUUUCUCUCCGUGCCAAGUGCAUCCUGCUCGGCGUCCUUGCUGCUGCCGCCGUGAUCGCGUGGUUGGUGAUUACACUCGCGGACACCAAGCCGGAUCUUCGUCCAGUGGUAUUGUUGACAGGCGACUCGCUCACGGAGCAUGGCACCAAUGUGGAACUAAGCGGGUGGACAGCCAUGCUGCAGCAACAGUAUUCGCGCACCGCCGACGUCGUAUCGCGAGGACUCCCAGGUUACAACACGAAAUGGUUCCUAAAGUAUAUUAUACCGACAAUCGAGCGCGAGAUCAGGAAGGAAGUGUACGUGACGCCGUCGCUCAUUACCGUUUGGUUCGGCGCCAACGAUGCAGCUUUGGCUAGUGGCUACGACUCAGAGACACACGUCCCUAUUGCAGACUACAAGGAGAAUCUGGAGAAGAUCGUUCGCCAAUUUUCGACAGUAGCGCCCCGCGCUGAUAUUUUGCUUAUCACUCCUCCGCAUGUUAAUGAUUCCGCAAGGGCUGAAAUCGCCAAAGGGCAGAACGGCACGAUUGAUCGCACGAAUGCCAUGGCAAAGAAAUACGCUCAAGCUUGUAUCGAGGCUGGCACCAGUAUCGGCGUUCCAGUGCUCGACUUGAACUCGUAUUUCAACGCUAUGAACGAGACGACACGAGACGCACUGUUAAUAUCGGACGGUCUACACUUCAACUCGUCUGGAAACCAAGAGGUUUACAAGCAACUGAAAAGCAAAAUUGAAGAGGUUUUCCCAAGUUUAGCAGCGAAACUCAAGCGUUGGCAGUUCCCAGGAGCGACCAAAUAUUCAGAGGCAGAUCCAUGGACAGAGGAGGAUGGCGAACGAUGAGAGAGUAAGAUUAAGAGUCUUCCGUGGAUACGAAUUAAACAUAACUUACGUGUCUAGACGUUCGGCUCAAUAUUAAUUUAUUUUUUGCUUAGAUAGGAACAGGCCUUUGGCAACUUUUCAUA